This is a messenger RNA of Pseudogymnoascus verrucosus, 610 nucleotides long. RefSeq lists its product as uncharacterized. NCBI's taxonomy places the organism in Eukaryota, Fungi, Ascomycota, Leotiomycetes, Thelebolales, Thelebolaceae. The transcript has a single exon. The record is from RefSeq and is a predicted model, not a curated record. Bases 203 to 529 code for a protein of 108 amino acids.
UUUCAACACCAUAUCACCAUCUCAACAUCUCAUCCAACAUAUAAAAUCACCACAUCCAUGUCUCCUCACCCUCAUUCGCUCCCCAAGCCCAAGUCCAAGCAGCCGCACCUGCCGCUCCACGUCCACCAGCUCCACCAGCUCUACCCGGUUUAACACCAGCCCGUUCACCCCCCGCGAUACCUCUCCAACCCCCAGCUACGAGAUGGCCCAAAUCAAGCUUCGCCAACGCGAAACAGCGCUCUCCAAGGCUUCCAAGGAGCUCGCGAUCGAAAAAGCGGCCUUCUUUCUCAAGAAGGCUGAGUUUCAGCGCGAGAAAGACGAGUUCGCAGCCGCAACGGACAAGGUAACUCUGGCGGUUAAGCAGAAGAGGACCAAGGAGAUGGAACGUCUAUGGGAGGGCGUGUUCAUAGCGGCGAUCGUCUUCCUUGCCAUCCCGGUAGUGGCCCUGGGCUCCACAUUGAUAUCGGUGGAGGCGGUGGGGGCCUGGAGAAUGUUUGUUUGGGCUAUAGCGGCGGCGGCCGGUCAUUAGGGCAUAAGAUGGCAUUAAGGAUUUGUUUUUGGAGCCAUAAUCGUGUGUUACUGAGAAGAUCUAAGAUGCGAAACUGGAGCC